CUCCUCCCUGCUGGACCCCAGCGGAAGGGAGGAGAGGAGCCGCCCGCCCCCUUCCCUUCCGCACUGCACAGCGCCCGUGCCCGCGAGCAGCCCGCUUUCUCUAACUGCUCUUCUCGUGACAAUCGCAGCCCGUGGCGUUCUUUUAUUGUGGUUAAUGAACCCCGAGGAGGCCGAGCUCUGUGGACGCGGUUCUGCCCCGCACUGACACCUUUCCCCGCACACCUGCGGGGCGCAGGGCGGGCACUGCCGCCUCGGCGCUGGCCGGAGGAGGAGGAGCUGCGGCCAGGCCGUGCCGCCGGCGGCCGAUGGCGGCGGGUGGUGGGGCCGGGCUGCUGUCCUUCCUGCGGCUGCUGGGGCAGCUUAAGUGCCGUGGUCUGGCGGUGGUAUCCGCCCAGAGGUUGGACGCGAUGAUCUCUGCGGCCUUUUCCAACCCGGCUGAUUCUGUGAUUCUGUGACACGGGCACAGAGAGUACCGCGGACGGGAUGGGUGUACAGGAACGUGGCAAACCCAGAGAGCGUCUCCGACCAUAUGUACAGGAUGGCGAUGAUGGCUUUGGUGACUGAAGACAAAAACCUUAACAAGGACAGGUGCAUGCGAUUAGCUUUGGUUCAUGAUAUGGCUGAGUGCAUUGUUGGAGAUAUUGCUCCUGCAGAUAACAUCCCAAAAGAGGAAAAACACAGGAGAGAAGAGGCAGCUAUGCAACAACUGACCCAGCUUCUAUCAGAGGACCUCAGAAAAGAAAUCUAUGAGCUCUGGGAAGAAUAUGAAAACCAGUCUAGUGCAGAGGCCAAGUUUGUAAAGCAGUUGGAUCAGUGUGAGAUGAUACUGCAAGCAUUUGAGUACGAAGAGUUGGAAAACACACCUGGCAGACUGCAGGAUUUUUUUGAUUCAACUGCUGGGAAGUUUUUUCACCCAGAAAUACUCCAGCUUGUAUCUCUGAUUAACACAGAAAGGAAUAAAAGAAUAGCUGCUGCAUCUCAUCCACAUUCCUGAGGUGUUCUUAAAUGCUGUAGCCAUAAUAAAUACUUUGGUUUAUA
Molecule: messenger RNA, 1038 nt
Organism: Catharus ustulatus (Swainson's thrush)
Lineage: Eukaryota; Metazoa; Chordata; Aves; Passeriformes; Turdidae
Gene: HDDC2
Product: HD domain containing 2
Exons: 6
Coding region: 530-994 (154 amino acids)
Cellular component (GO): cytoplasm
Molecular function (GO): 5'-deoxynucleotidase activity
Source: RefSeq, a predicted model, not a curated record